Messenger RNA from Rubroshorea leprosula, 1493 nucleotides. The record is from the annotation of a GenBank genome assembly. Lineage: Eukaryota; Viridiplantae; Streptophyta; Magnoliopsida; Malvales; Dipterocarpaceae.
AUAGGUUAAGCUACACAGCUUCUCGUUCAGGUUCCCACAGACGGCGCCAAAAUGUUUGGGCAGCUUCACAAUCCAACACUGUUGAAGCCCUUAGCUGCUCCUACACCUGAAAAUCCCGAGGGUGUUUCCUCGGGGAAAACACUCCAACACUCAAUUGGGGGUAUUUAUAGCCCCUUGGUGCUGACAUACAUCUGCACGUGUGAGCAUCCCAUUGGCCCACGUGCUGCUGGUUACGUGGGUAUGCUUGUAUUGAUGCUCCUUCAGCUUGGGCCAAUGGGUGGUAACCUAGGCCCGUUAUGCACAACCCUGUUUGGGUGUAGGGUCUGUUGGGCCUAUUCCAACAACCACGUUGACAAUUCAAGCUCAUCUCAGAACUCAUCAGUUACUGAUGUUGAUUGGCAGCUUGUAGUACAUAAACACCGUAAACAGGGCACCCGAAGCCAAUUGAAGGAGCUGAAUGGUGCUGCCGAGAUCAGUCCGGUUCAAGGAGUUCAGAAGCAAGAUCAUCCCCAUGAUCUUGUUGACAAUAUGAAGCAGCAUGAAGUCAUCGAUGGUGACAGCAAGUGCGAAGCAACAGAACAGGAAAAGCAAACUCCGGACCGUGUACUGGAAGAUGAGAAAGCAAUUGUAGGAGUUCAGAAGGAGCUGAAUGGUGCUACCGAGAUCAGUCCGGUUCAACGAGUUCAGAGGCAAGAUCAUCCCUAUGGUCUCGUUGACAAUAUGGAGCAGCAAGAAGUCAUCAAUAAUGAUAGCAAGUGCGAAGCAACGGAACAGGAAAAGCAAACUCUGGACCAUGUACUAGAGGAGGAAAACGCCACUGUUGAAGUAGUUCAGAAGGAGCUGAAUAGCACAAACGAGAUCAGUCCAAUUCAAGGAGUUCAGAAGCAAGAUCAUCUGGAGAUCAGUCCGGUUCAAGGAGUUCAGAAGCAAGAUCAUCCCUACGAUUUUGUUGACAUUAUGGAGCAGCAAGAAAUCGUAGAUAAUGAUGGCAAGUGUUUAGCAACAGAACAGGAAAAGCAAACUCUGGACCAUGUACUGGAGGAUGAGAAAGUCAUUGUUGAAGGAGUUCAGCAAGAGCUGAAUGGUGCUACUGAGAUCAUUUGGGUUCAAGGAAUUCAGAAGCAAGAUCAUCCCCAUGAUCUUGUUGACAACAUGGAGCAGCACGAAGUCGUCGAUAAUGAUAGCAGGUGCAAAUCAACCGAACAGGAAGAAAGGAAUGUGGAAAAUGAAACUCUAGACCAAGUACUGGAGGACAAGAAAGCCAUGGUUGAGAAGAAAAAGAAGAGGAACAAGAACUACAAGAACAAGAAGAGAAAGAAUAUGGCAAUGGAGGAACGUCCGACGCACAUCCAUGAUGGUUCCCUUAAGAAAGAGUGCUGGAUAUUUGCAAUUUAUUAUCCUUUAGGGAUAAUGCUUUUAGGUGUUCUGCCAUAGAAGUCAGUUAGGCCAUAGAGGUUUUGGUGCGAUAAGAUUGUGCGAGAAUCAUUUUUUUU